Trematomus bernacchii (emerald rockcod) is the source of this 1694-nucleotide messenger RNA. RefSeq names its product C-type mannose receptor 2-like. The record is from RefSeq and is a predicted model, not a curated record. Lineage: Eukaryota; Metazoa; Chordata; Actinopteri; Perciformes; Nototheniidae. The transcript has 5 exons. The coding region runs from base 123 to 1217 and encodes 364 amino acids.
GCGACCUCGUCGUUAUCUGAGUCUUCACCAGCACAUCGAGAGAGACAGAGAGAGAAGCAGCUGACAGGACGACUCAGGAGAAAUUUGCUCCCUCAUUUGUUGUUUCACAUAACAGAGCAAAUAUGCAGUGGAGUCUGUUUGUGCUCAUUCUGAUGGGUCAGUGUUCCUUCUUCACAUGUCACCUCUAUGAGUACCACUUCAUUCAAGAAAAUAGGUCCUGGGAUGAUGCCCAGAGUUAUUGCACAGAGAAAUACACUGACCUGGCCACAGUGUCUAACAUGAGAGACGUGGAGAGACUGACUAACCCUCCACAGACAGGCGCCUGGAUUGGACUGAGGAGCAUCAAUGAAGCAGAUAUUAAAGAGUGGCACUGGUCUCUGCCGGGAGAGAAGUACAAUCCUACAGAAUGUGAACCAGAAUGGGGUCCAGAUGAGCCGAACAAUGGAGGUAACCAUCCUAAGAACUGUGUGAAGAUUAAACUCUCCCAAAAAUGGCACAAUGUCCGUUGUUCUCACAGACUUAACUUUAUCUGCUACAAUGAAACAGUGCCACAGAAAUACUUUUUAAUUGUUGAUCCAAAGUACUGGCUUCAGGCUCAGAGUCACUGCAGAAAACAUCACACUGACCUGGUCAGUGGACUCACAGAGAUCAGAUCAGAAGAAUUCAAGAGCAUUACCAAAGAAUUCAACCACAACCACCUGUGGAUCGGCCUGUUCAGAGACACCUGGAGUUGGUCAGAUGGGAAGAAUGUCUCUUUCAGACACUGGGAUCCGGUCUUAUUUAAAGACGAAGCCUUAAAGACAUGUGCUAUGACUACGAAAAAUGGAAAAUGGAAUUCAGACAAAUGCACAGUUAAAAAACCCUUCUACUGCUAUGACGACAAAGUGAUCCUGAUCAAUGAGAGUAAGACUUGGGAUGAGGCCUUGGAUUACUGCAGAGCGAACCACAGUGACCUGGUCUCCAUCACUGACAGUCACCAGCAGAGAUGGGUCGAAAAGAAAGCCAAGAUGGCCGACACUGAGUUCGUCUGGCUGGGAAUGCGCUACACCUGCACUCUGGAUCUGUGGUUCUGGGUCAGUGAUCGUCUGGUCUGCUAUCACAACUGGGCCCAACAAGAAAAGACUGAGGGUUGUGACAGGGCUACAGCCAUGGAGACAGAUGGAAAGUGGUACAAAAAGGCUGACAAUGAAAAGUUUAAUUUCAUCUGUGUUAAGUAAACCCAUUGGUAUAUUUACUGCAACAAGCUUACUCUUCUCUAAUAUGUAUCUGCUCUCUGGGUUUAUUGAAUGGCUCUAGUUCAAAUAUAGAAAUCACAACCUGAAGAAGGGAGAAACUAAAUUACUAACGGAUUACUAAUUGAGGAUUAGAAAUUGAGAAAAAGGGGCGACACUACAUUUAACAUGUUUUUGUCUCUGUGAACAUCUGAAUUACUUUAUUAUAUGUUUUUGUUGUAGGAGUUAUUCAUAUAGUACAUGUUUAUUUAUCCUCUUAAAGUGUGAAACUUGUAAUCUUCAUUUGAAUUGUCAAAAAAUAUAUAAAACGACAAAUCUAUAAUGUUUUGCUUUUCAUAAAUAUGUUACGUAAUGGUUGAAAUGUGGUGAUGGUUAUAAUAUGUGUAUCACUAUUUUUGUCAUAUUUACCUUUAUGGAGUUUUAACUGGAUGUUUAACUGUCUAAAGCUGAAUAAACGAUCUG